Aureobasidium musti is the source of this 1305-nucleotide messenger RNA. NCBI's taxonomy places the organism in Eukaryota, Fungi, Ascomycota, Dothideomycetes, Dothideales, Saccotheciaceae. The record is from the annotation of a GenBank genome assembly.
AUGUCUCGAGGCGGUCUUCGUCGCAGCCAACUGCUGCUACUGCCACUGGUUCUCAUGUCGAGCUUCUGGCAACACGCGCAUGGCCUGGGUCAGACAUAUUGCUCGAGCCAAAACACGGGUUCUGACUAUGACGCUGUGACCGACAUUUACCAGUCUAAUGGUGCAUGCCAGAAAACAUGCGUCGGCAACUACGCCUUUGCCAUAGUCCAGUACCAACAAUGCUGGUGCUCGAACUACGCUCCUGCAGACCAGCUCGACCUCUCGCAGUGUAAUGCUCCUUGUCCCGGCUAUCCCGAUGAUAAAUGUGGUGACAAAGAUGAUGGCCAUUUCGGCUACAUCAAGCUCAACCUCAGCCCAUCAGGCACCCAGGGCUCUGGCUCCGGCUCCGCCGAGAGUUCUACAAGUGCUGCUCAAUCCUCAACACAACAACCGACACCUACCUCAUCACCCUCUCCCUCCUCCGCCCAGGCCUCUCCCCUCCGUGCAGAGCGAUACCACCGUGUUCACCUCUGUGCCUAUCACCGUGACCGUCAAGCAGACACACCUACAACGACAUCAUCACCACCACCAUCAACGACACCCUCUUCAACUUCGUCGUCUACAUCAUCAACAUCAACAUCCCUUGCCAUCACCUCUACUCAAGCAGCUGUUGUGACAAGCAGCCCUUCUUCUACUGCUGCCGACACUGAAUCCCUUUCCCACACUACUUUUGUCAGCACCCGUGUUGUCACCCUUUCGGGAGCUCCAGUAACCCAAACCGUUACAAGCACUGCUGUCGUGACUCCCGGUGCCGGCUCGCUACAUGAAAACGAACACGAAGGUGUUUCUGGUGGGACUGUAGCAGGAGCUGUCAUUGGUUCUGUUGCUGGUGUCGCUCUUCUCCUUGCAGGUGCAUUCUUUCUAUGGCGUAGGAAACAAUCCGAGACAUCCGAUGAUCCAGAAUCACCGAGAUCGGGCUCUGGCUCAGGUUCUGCCCGAAGAAGAAUGGAGCGCAAUACUAGCGUUCUCAGCAAGACCGGUCUACUGUCAUCUGCAGGCACUGCUGCUGAUAUGGAAAAGUUCCAAGAUGACUCGGCUCUGGGUCAUAAAUAUCACGGCAGCGAAUCGACUGCGCCAAUGUCCAGCAGCCCAGAUGGCGACAGGCGAAACAGUCGUCCACUCGUUUAUGAUCAACGACUCAACCCUGCUGCGCUGAUGGAACACUGGGAAAGAAACGGCAGUCGCGCGAGCAUCGGCACCAUGCAAGACCAACGAGACUAUUCCCGACCCUUGGGUGUCACGAAUCCCGAUCCAGUCGACGAUUAG